UCGUACCACUAGGAAGAAGUUAACUUCGAAGAAAAAAAAUGUGGAAGUCAAGAGACGAAUUUCCCUGACAAAUUUGUAAUUUUCUGCAGCUUGAUAUUUAAAUGUAGCGAUGUUGUGAUUGUUAUGAUAUUAAUUUAGGAAUAUAUUUUCCUAGAGAAUUUCGCGAAAUGAAUCCUUCAAGUAAGAUAUUGUUAUCACAAAGAACAGUGAAAGAGUGAAGAUACAUUUUAUGUGCUAAUUGCGGCAAUGGUUCUUCCGUUUCCUAUCAUGCUCAUUUAAAGAUGGUCGAUGAAGGAGGUGACAGGGAAUUAGAUCCCAAAUUUGCUAUUAUUCGAGAGGUGUACGAUAGCGAAAAUGCCCACGAAACCUUUGAACUGGAAUUAGAGAAGGCCCUGGAAGCUGGAUGUAGAAUAAUAGUUGUUGAGCCUUCACGGUUAGGUGAUGAGACAGCCAGAUGGAUAUCAGUUGGAAAUUGUCUUCACAAAACUGCAGUAUUAUCUGGAAUACUAGCUGUUGGUUCAGGUUUGAUUUGGAAUGAACGCCCAUAUUUAUGUACUCCGCUGGCAGCUCUCUCACUCCUUUGUACAGGACUGUACACUGUUGCUUGGCAGUUUGAUCCUUGUUGUCAGUAUCAAGUUGGGACUGAUGUAGCUGAACUUUCUGAACUUCCAUUGCUUGGGGUUUUAGCAUCGUCAUCACCAGUUGUUUUAGUACGCCGUGAUAAUUCUCGUCGGAAGAUAUUGCAUACUAGUGUAUCACUGCUGGCAACUAUUUUUUGUGCCUGGCGAAUAUAUGAAGCUUAUAAAUGAGUGAAAUAAUUAGGAUGUGCUUAAACAGUAAUUGUUCUGACAACGAAAGAGCCAUAGUAGGUGUGUGGAUAAACCUAAAAUAUAGUGUGUCAGAAAUAUAUUUCUAAUUGACGUGAGCAAACAUAUUUUCUUUGAAAUAUUUUAAGCUCGAUCACUCUAGAAAGUCUUCAUAAAUUUGAAAAUGUGAUGUACAAAUGCAGUUAUAAAUUUUGAUGUGUUUGAAAGUUGUGCACAUUUCUGCUGAUGCAAAUGAAGAAAGGUGGUCGUAUUAAAAUUUAAAUAUUUUUUCUGGGCAAAUUGAUCACUUAAAUUUUAAAACAAAAAUCACCAUCUAAGCUAAAAGUUCAGGGAUCAGAUCCUGCAAAUUAAUUGUGCAUUGUUAGUCUGAAAUGCCACAUCGGUCAUUAGAUUUGUGCAGAGCUUUCAAGAAAGUUAGAAUGUUAGGAAUGGCAUUGUAGGGAAGAAUGCCAGAGUGAUGCAGUAGAUAAUAAACUAUAUUUUUGCACAUCUGUAUAUUUCCCAGAGGUUGCCCAUGCUCUUGAGUACCUUAAAAAUAGUUGUAAUGCUCAGUGAAAUCUGGUAAUAGAUAUCUCAAACUUCAAUGUUGCAGAUAAUGUUAAACUUGAUAACAUGUUGAGCACAAUUUGUACAGAAAUCUCAUUAUGCUGUGGAUUAGGUCCAUGGAAUUAUGAAGCAAAGUUCAAGGUGGUCAUAGAUUAAGGGCUUCUUGAAAAGGUAUACUAAAGAUGGGGGAAGAUAUGGGAAGACUAUGAAAGACUGGUCCUCAGAUAGCUACUGGGAGGGAAGUAUUACUGCCACUUCUUGCUCUGAGGAAUGCAAAAUAGUUACCUACCAAGUUUAUGUAUAGUACAGGAUUUAUAGAGGGUUAUUUUGACUUCCGAAAAUUAAAUACUGUAUGGAUCAUGAAUAAAGGAAUAUUGUAUUUACAAAUAUUAAUUUUAUUCCACUUGUGUGGAUUUUCCAGCAAUGCUGAAUGCACCACUGGCAAUGUUUCUAUUGUCACAAAGCAACAUCGUUAAUACAGUAAAUAAGUCAGAUUUUAUAACUUCUGGAAAUGCAUUUUAUAUGCAACUGACUGUGUCAAUACUAAAUAAGUGAGCUAAUUAAAAAUAAUCCAGGAAGGUUUCGUAUAAGACAGGCUGUUUGUAAUGUAUGACCAACAGCAUUCUUAAUUCAUGUACUGUCAACUGAUGCUUCUCAGUGCUUAAAAUAACUGUCCAACUAGCCCAGAGAAGAAACAUCACUUUCAUGGUCAUUCCACACAUUCCCCAAUGAUUCAAGCACUUUUUCUGCAUCUGUAGAAAGCUCUUCUUUAAACACAGCCUUAUCUAAAUACAGUGGGCAGUGGGAAAUAUGCACCAAGAACUGGGUGGACUUUAUUUGUACGUUGAACAGCUCAAUGGUCCUGAAGUCUACCUUAAGAGCAAAUAUCAAUGUGGAGGGUCUGGACGUUCUCCCCAGUUGAAUCCUCC
This is a messenger RNA of Gryllus bimaculatus (two-spotted cricket), 2302 nucleotides long. The record is from the annotation of a GenBank genome assembly. NCBI's taxonomy places the organism in Eukaryota, Metazoa, Arthropoda, Insecta, Orthoptera, Gryllidae.